Penicillium crustosum is the source of this 1212-nucleotide messenger RNA. RefSeq lists its product as uncharacterized. The record is from RefSeq and is a predicted model, not a curated record. Gene Ontology annotation, molecular function: pyridoxal phosphate binding; L-aspartate:2-oxoglutarate transaminase activity. The coding region runs from base 1 to 1212 and encodes 403 amino acids. NCBI's taxonomy places the organism in Eukaryota, Fungi, Ascomycota, Eurotiomycetes, Eurotiales, Aspergillaceae. The transcript has 8 exons. Gene Ontology annotation, biological process: biosynthetic process; amino acid metabolic process.
AUGGGCAUGUUCGAAAAUGUCUUGCCAGGUCCCAAAGACCCAAUGUUUGAUCUGAAAAAGCAGGCAGACAACGACAAAUCUUCAAGAAAGGUUGAUUUGGGGGUUGGUAUUUAUCGAAACGAGGAGGGGAAUUAUCAUGAGAUAAAUGCUGUUCACGAGGCCAAGAGAAUCCUAUUUGAAAACAACCCAGGGCAUGAUUAUCAAUCAACUACCGGGGAUCCAGAGUUCUUGAAGAGCGCGGCAGCUAUCAUGUUCGGAGAUACAUGUGAGGCUCUAACUUCCGGUCGACAUGCUCACCGUUUUGCUCCUCUUUCUCACAAUCUCCUGCUCGCAGGUUGCAUCUGUCCAGACCAUAUCGGGGACGGGUGCCAAUCAUCUUGCUGGCGUGUUCCUCGCAAGAUGUGGAACGUCGUCAAGCCCCAAGGAUUAGAAGUGGUGAAAUUUCCCUACUAUGAUCCCAAGUCCGCUACCGUGGACUUUCCCACCUUAAUCGAACGGGUUUUGCAAGCAUCACCAGGCAGUAUCUUUAUUUUACAGCCCUGCUGCCACAAUCCUGUGGGCAUGGAUUUGUCUCGAUCUCAAUGGGAUAUGCUUGCUGAUGCGAUGAAAGAAGCGCACGUAUUCCCAUGGUUUGAUAUUGCUUACCAAGGCCUGGGAGAUUCUCUGAUAGAAGACGCUUAUGCGGUGCGUCAUUUUGCGGAAAUGGGAUUCGAAAUGGCCGUUUGCCAAUCUUUCUCUAAGAACUUUGGACUCUACGGAGAGAGAUGCGGCGCCCUUCAUAUGAUUUGUAAAUCCGACACUAUUGCUGCAAAUGUCUAUGAUCAAUUGCGUUGUCUGAUCCGAUGGGAAAUAUCAUCUUCGCCGCUUUACGGAUCACGUAUUGUUACAAGCAUCAUCAGGGACACCCAGUUGAAGCAAACCUGGUCUGAUGAGUUGUCAAUCAUGCGAGACCGUCUCCGCAGUAAUCGGCUACAGCUUCACGAAGCCCUAAAAGGCAAUCCCGGAUCCUGGGAUGUCAUUAUCAAAACCAAAGGUCUUUUUUGUUGCUUGCCUUUAUCUCCACGGCAAUGCAAGCAACUCCGCGAUGAGCAUCAUAUUUAUCUGCCGGAUAAUGGCCGGAUCAAUAUCUCUGGCCUAAACUCGUCCAACAUUGACCGGGUGGCAUCUGCGAUUGUGGCCGUUAUGCAGGAUACAAAUCGGGCUCAUUUGUAA